Molecule: messenger RNA, 2613 nt
Organism: Besnoitia besnoiti
Lineage: Eukaryota; Apicomplexa; Conoidasida; Eucoccidiorida; Sarcocystidae
Product: 4'-phosphopantetheinyl transferase domain-containing protein
Exons: 6
Coding region: 1-2613 (870 amino acids)
Biological process (GO): rRNA processing
Molecular function (GO): holo-[acyl-carrier-protein] synthase activity; metalloendopeptidase activity; magnesium ion binding
Source: RefSeq, a predicted model, not a curated record
AUGGGGGCGAGGCCCGUGUCCUGCGUGUCGCGCAUGAGCGCAGCGACGCGGGAACGCGACAAACUUCCUCUCGAAGGUAGAGACUCCACUUCUGAUAGGACUCCUGCCUGUCAGACUUUGUUUUCCCCGGCCUCCCCUCCUCGCCGACGUGGCCGGUUGACGGCUGUUCGCUCCGCCGCUUCUCUUGUUUUGGUCUUUUUCCUGGCUUUCCUCUUGUCAUCGGACGCUUUCUGUGAGGCGACUAGCGCUCGACGGCGACGCAUCCGCCGCAUCGCUGCGUACUCCUCUUCAGCAGAAAAGCUGACUUCUCCCGCGCCCUUCUCGGUCCUUGCGUGGAUUCUCUCCCUCGCUUCUGUCGCCGUCUCUCCGUCCGCGACUGCCGUCAUCGGCCUCUCCGCGGCGGCGGCACUGCAAGCGCUGCCUUCGCCGUGCCUCUCAUUUCCUGCGUCUUUCGGCUCGUUCGUCGGUUCGCCCUCUUCGCAUGUGUUACCUCUUCCUCGCACUUCGCCGCGAUCUCAUGUCUUCUUCGCUGCUUGCUCGCGGUCUUUGCCUUCGGGCGAGAGUGCGCCUUCGCCUCUGCAUGCGGCCUUCUUGCUCCCGUGCUUAUCACACGAGGUGUCUCUCUGUGUCUCGUCCUAUGGCCCCUCUGCGCCUGCCGCCUCUCUCUGUACGGCUGCUUCUCCCCGAUUCCAGUGUGCCUCCAGGUCUGCUCGUCCCUAUUUUUUAGUCUCCUCUCUGUUUGGUUUUUGUCCUGUGACGCGCGUCUCGAGUCCCUUCGCCCGCUCGGCGCGAUGCUCAAUGAGGCGGCCGGGAGACGUGUCCGCGCGACAGGAGAGGAGACGAAGACGCCUUGCCGCUGAACACCAUCCGCCCCUCGCGCCAGACAACGACGGGGAAGAUGACGACCCCCUCGCGGACGUUGAUGCCUUCCUCGAUCGUAUCGAGAGAGAAGAAGUGCACAAGCAGCCGCGAAGGACCUUCCGCGCGUCGCGCGCGGACGCGCCGUUCUUCAAAGUGUCAGAUGCGCCGCGCGAACCUCUUCAGCACGCGCUCCGUGGAUUGCCCUCGUCGCGGGCUUGGUCGUCUCAGGGCUUUCUGGUGGGUUCUCCGCCAUCUUCGCCGUCUCAGUUGUCGCCUGCGUCGGCCGUCUCCUCCGCGGGGUCCGCGCCGACUGCGACGUGUGCAGUUCACAGCCGAGACGCGCGAGGCAUGCGGGGCGGCUCGGUGGCAUGCGUUUCCUCGCAGGACAGCGAGAUGGCGAAGCAGGAGGAGGAGGACGAAGACUGGGGCGAAGGCGACGUGACGGUUGACCGCGACGCUGGAGCGGAUUUUCCGCUCGAUGAAGGCCUGCUUGCCAGACAAGCUGAGGCGGUGCUGGCGUUCCUCGGGCUGCGGGCGUUUUCGGCGUCUGUUCACCUCGUGACCCCCGAGCAAAUCCGCGAGCUGAACAGGAGCUCGCGAGGCGCCGAUGUGGCUACAGACGUCCUCGCCUUUCCAUCCCGCCCCUCGCCCGGCGUCUACCGCGAGAUGCGGCACCUCUUGAGUCAGUCCGCGCGGCGCGGGCGGGAGGUGACCGCGGGCGAUGGAGGCAGUCAAGGUGCCGGCGCGUCGAGCCGAGGGGAGGCAGGCGACGGCACAGAGUGGGCGCAGGCGUGGAGGACGAUUCGCCUUAGAAGCCCUGCGGAUUUGACACUUGGAGAAGUCUAUUUCUGCACCAGUGUCAUUCAGCAGCAAGUAGAAGCGGAUCGCGCCGAGAUUGAAGGCCUCGCCCGGCGAGGCCUUCGUCUGGUCUUGAGAGACACAGGAAUUAAGGGCCGUCUGAAGCCUCGACUGUCAGUACAGGAGCGCCUGCCUCUCCUCUUCAUGCACGCCGCGCUUCACUUAAUUGGGUUUGAUCAUGAGGAGGCACACGAAGCGAGGGAGAUGGAAGCUGUCGAAGAGGCGCUUCUCGCAAAGUUUCUGAAGGCCGCACAACCACGCGCGCUGCUGCAGGGAGGAGGGCCGUUGGCUCCCCAUUUUCUGGUGGGCUCGGGGCUGGACGUGUGUGCCAUUUCGCGCAUACGCCGCUUCAUCCUGGCGCAGGUUGGAGAGCAGGAGGAGGCGCGCCGCGACUCCGAGCAAGGCGCGCAACUCGAAGUCGAGGAGCUGCCUCUGUGCGAGGCUGAAGACGAGUCUCGAAGCGACGCCGCACCCGCGGAGGGAGACGCUGCUCAGAAUCCUGGAAACGCGGCGCCGGCGGAAGCGGAGGAAUCGGGGAUACUGCCGGAACACGGGUGUAUGUACACCUCACGCCUGAGGCGGGCGCUCGCGCGGAUUUUGACGCCGCUAGAAGUCCUCGAGUUUCUGCAGCGUUUCUGCCCCCUGCACGCCGAGGGACGUCAAACCCCACUGGACAAAGUACCAAGGCCCGCCAGCCCCGAAAAAGAAAGGAAUAGCUCCGUAGACGCUGUGCGACAGGACUCCGAUUUUCAUCGAAACCUUCAGCGCGCGUCGGAGUUUCUUGCCGGUCGCUUCGCAGCCAAGGAAGCGCUGGCCAAAGCCCUAGGCGGUGCAGGACUUCGAAACCUCUCUCCAGGCAAGUCUCGCGGAAUUCCAGCGAGCUCAAAGCUCUAA